GCACGAAGAUAACGUUCGGUGGGGAAGGAGACGAGCUUGGGUGCAGUGGGAGAUGCCAGGAUGUGGCAUUUGUUAUUCGGGAGAAAGAGCAUCCACUGUUUGAACGAUGCGGUUCUGAUUUAACGUACAAGAAGAAAGUGACGCUGAAGGAAGCUCUCACUGGUUUCGAGAUCGACGUCCCUACAUUAGCAGGUUCUACUAGAAGGUUGAAAGUGGACCAUAUGAUCAAGCCUGGGAGUCGCGAGAUUGUGUCAAAUGCGGGGAUGCCGAUUUCGAAGGAGCCCGGAAAAUUCGGAAAUUUAAUCGUUUGUUUUGAGGUCGAAUUUCCGGAAAAUCUCAAUAGGGCGCAAAUGGAGGCUCUGAAGUAUAUCUUGUGA
Messenger RNA from Perkinsus marinus ATCC 50983, 377 nucleotides. RefSeq names its product heat shock 40 kDa protein, putative. The transcript has 3 exons. Gene Ontology annotation, molecular function: protein-folding chaperone binding. The record is from RefSeq and is a predicted model, not a curated record. Lineage: Eukaryota; Perkinsozoa; Perkinsida; Perkinsidae. The annotation marks the transcript as partial. Gene Ontology annotation, cellular component: cytosol.